This is a messenger RNA of Staurois parvus, 474 nucleotides long. Lineage: Eukaryota; Metazoa; Chordata; Amphibia; Anura; Ranidae. The record is from the annotation of a GenBank genome assembly.
AUGGGCCCCUGUACCGCCUCCUCAUGCUGCUGCCAGGCCCGUAAUCUGCCAUGGGCCCCCGUACCGACUCCUCAUGCUGCUGCCAGGCCCGUAAUCUGUCAUGGGCCCCUGUACCGCCUCCUCAUGCUGCUGCCAGGUCCAGAGUCUCUCAUGGGUCCCUAUACGGCCUCCCAUUGCUGCUGUCUCCAUCGCCACACUCUGCCAUGUGCCACUUUCAGGUCUCCUCACACUGCUGGUGGUUUCCAUUUUGUCAUAGGGUGCUGUAUGGCCUCCCAUUGCUGCUGCCUCCACCGCCACACUGUGGCUCCACACUCUGGUUUUGGCCCCGUGACUGCCCAAAUGAGUGAAGUGUGCGGUGAUUCUAAGAUCGACGGCACUCAUCUGCAUGUCAUACUGACUGACAGUAUUAUUUCUCUUCCCCAGCAGACUCCAAGGGCAUUUAAAUUAAAGGUACAGUGUUCUGCACUAAUAUAA